Molecule: messenger RNA, 802 nt
Organism: Delphinapterus leucas (beluga whale)
Lineage: Eukaryota; Metazoa; Chordata; Mammalia; Artiodactyla; Monodontidae
Source: RefSeq, a predicted model, not a curated record
AUGGCCGACGCGGGAUCUCCGCGGCCCCAAGAGGCCUCUCGGAGCGCCAACCUGACCCCGCCGUUCCCACUAUGGUUGCCACUACCCCAGCCUCGGCUCGCUCGCCGCCUCCCUCUUAACCGCCUCUGGCCGCGGCCGGCGUCCGCGGCGUCGGUGACGUCGACGUGGGGGCGGGACUUCCUGCUUCGCGCGCCCUUAGGUCUCGGGACUCAGCCCGCUCUGCGGGGUUUGAAGGGUGGCGGGCGGCGGACUCGGGUUGGUUUCCUAGUCGGACUUCGGCUCCGGCCCCGCACCCCAGAGAAGGCCAGUCCACCGAGGAGGAGCGGGGUUUUUCUCCAUUGCCGCCGCUGCCCUUUUCGCCUUCGGAGCUCUCUCGGGAUACCCCACAUUUCCAGGGGUUGGGAGCCCGAGGGGCGCGCUUGGCCCUCCGGCUCCUGCUCUUCAGCCUGCGCCGCGAGCGGCCGCCGAGACCUCACCAGGCGUGACGGGCUGGGCCUGCACCCCGCGUGCGGGACCGUCUCCCGUGGCCCCAGUGCCCCGGCGGGAAGAGUGCCGCAGGCGCCCGUGGCUGGAGCAGUGGAGGUGUCCACCUGGCGAGUGCGGCCGGACCACCGGUCACUGUUAAGUUUUCUGUGCGCACGUUUCAAGGUCCGAGUGUGAGUCUGAAAUUAAUUUGCAUCAAAGAGCAGAAUCAAAAUUACAUGCCAGGGCUUCCCUGGUGGUGCAGUGGUUAAGAAUCCGUCUGCCAAUGCAGGGGACACGAGUUCAAGCCCUGGUCUGGGAAGAUCCCACAUGCUGUGGA